Messenger RNA from Lemur catta (Ring-tailed lemur), 1018 nucleotides. RefSeq names its product chromosome 6 C12orf60 homolog (gene C6H12orf60). The record is from RefSeq and is a predicted model, not a curated record. The coding region runs from base 103 to 837 and encodes 244 amino acids. Lineage: Eukaryota; Metazoa; Chordata; Mammalia; Primates; Lemuridae. The transcript is spliced from 2 exons.
CUGGUUGAAAACCUCACGAAAGUGGACGGAGCUCUGGGCCCCUCCCCUGGAGGCUUCCUUCCGGCAGUUGUAAAUUAAUGCUGAAAUUGCUUUGCUGGAGAAAUGUCUUCAGAGUCAGAAAAGGAUAAAGAGAGGCUGGUUCAAGCUGCCAAAAUGUUCUUCUUUCACAUAAAAGAUCUUACUUCUUUCACAAACACACUGACCACAUUGUUUAACCACAACAUGAAUACUCAGAUCCUCUCGAUGGCUGUGAAAGAAAAUAGUAACAUUAAGGAUUUCUUUGAACAAAUGCUCAGAAUUUUUAAGGAGAUGCAAUCCGUAGUGAAUGAAAAGUUCAACCAAAUGCAAACGGAGUCUUUAUGUUCCAAGUUUGCAACGGCUAUGUGCUCUAUGGUUGAGAAGAGUACCAAUGUAAAGGAGUUGCAAGACUCAGCUAAAGAAUUAUUCAAAAACGUCCAUACACCAGUCAUUGUCUCUGUGCUGCAUAAUGGUAACAUCCUUGGGAGUUUGGAAUCUUCUCUUUCACUCUUGAUGAAAUUCCCCAUCAUGAAUCUUCAGUUAAGUGACUUCUAUAGGGAAGACACCAAAGAACAAUCAGAUGCUACCACAUCCGAGAAAACCACAAGUCCAGGUCCUUCCAAAACCACUGUGAUAGACAUCUUGAAAAAGUUGCAGGAUGCACUAAAAACCAAGAAUGCCAACAAUCCCACAGAGUCAGCAGCAGAUUUAUUGGAACAAAUUGUGAAGGAUAUGGGACCAAUCGUAGAGAUCCUCCAAAAAGCCAUCAAGAGUAUAGAAACUGAUAUUUCCAUGUUUAAGAAGGUCAAUGACAAGUAGAGGUGGAAUAGAGUGUUCAUUUUUGUCCGAAAAUAAAUUCAAAUCUCAUGAUUUUUCGUAGUGCUUUCUAAGAUCUUUUGAUGUCAGAUAUGUGGUAUGUUAGAACAUAAGUGCAUAAUAGUCAUCUGGCAAACCAUUUACCUAUAGUUUUGCUUUAUUAAAAUAAAAAAGGAAUGAUCAA